GGCAAGCACGACGGAUAUUUCUCAGCGCAAUAGCAAUACUUGGAAGAAUUGUGCAUUUAAAUAUAUUCGUUCGAAAUUUCAUAGUGUUAAAAUUAUUUAAACACGCGUGUAAUAAGUUACCGUUACGUGCGAAAAUGAGUGCGAAAUUGUGCAGUUUAAGUUUUCUGUUGGCGCUAACGCUACAAAUAUCGCUUGUGCUCGGCAAGCAUUUGGUCGACAAACCUUCUUUUCUAAAUCCCUGUGAUUUCAAUGACAACAACUUAAAUACGUGCUUUGCGUCGAAUUUCCAAGUAUUAUUCCGCGAAUGGAAGGAUGGCAUUCCUGGCUUAAAGUCUUUGGGUCCUUUGGAGCCGCUAUCGAUUAAGCGCCUUAAGAUAAAUCAAAGUGGUGCACUACAAAUUAAUGCCGACAUAGAAAAUUUGGUCGUGAACGGUGCCAGUGGCGCGAAGGUGGUGGAAGCAUCUGUCGACAAAAGUACUUUAGAUGUAUUUGCCAAAAUUGAAAUACCCCAGUUGGAUGCUACCGGCAAUUACAAGGUUAAAGGCUCCGUUUUGGGUCUGAACCUCAACGGACAGGGCACAGCAAGCUUCGUAGCAAAGAACAUUGUCUUGGCUUUUAACAUGAAAACCAGGGUGCGCCGCGAAGGUGAUUUAGUCUUCUCUGAAAUCUUAGACCUUAAGGCGAAAAUCCGUAAUAUCGGCGAUUUCCACAUCGAUGUGAAGAAUUUGUUUGGUGGCCAGCGCGAUAUUGAAGACACCGCCAAUGAUCUAUUCAAUCAAAACUGGCGUGAAUUAUAUGGCACUCUAGCGCCUACAUUAGAGCAAACGCUGGAAUUGGUGUUGAAGGAUCGCUUCACGAAAAUCUAUUCCUUUGUGCCCGCCAAUUUCUUUAUCACCAAUUUGCCUUGAAUAUUAACUAAAAAUGUUUAUGUAUUCGAGAGUUUUUGGUAGAAAAGCAAUUAUUGUGAUUAUUAAAUAAUUUUUUAAUUGUAAAAGUAGUUUUUAUUUAUGUACUUAAAAAUUAAAUAAAU
This is a messenger RNA of Bactrocera neohumeralis, 1030 nucleotides long. RefSeq names its product circadian clock-controlled protein daywake-like. The record is from RefSeq and is a predicted model, not a curated record. Bases 135 to 908 code for a protein of 257 amino acids. The transcript is spliced from 5 exons. Lineage: Eukaryota; Metazoa; Arthropoda; Insecta; Diptera; Tephritidae.